Triticum dicoccoides is the source of this 376-nucleotide messenger RNA. RefSeq lists its product as uncharacterized. Lineage: Eukaryota; Viridiplantae; Streptophyta; Magnoliopsida; Poales; Poaceae. The record is from RefSeq and is a predicted model, not a curated record. The transcript is spliced from 5 exons. Bases 16 to 204 code for a protein of 62 amino acids.
ACGGGCGGAGGAGAGAUGCCGCACCGCGCGCGGCCGAUGAUGGGGCUGCUGGUGUGGACAGGCGUCAACCUCGUCCUCCUCAGCACCAUCACCCCCGUCUACGACUUCGUCUGCUUCCACCCCUACUGGGACCGCAGGAGAGAACGCCGUCAAAGGGAACGUGAAGCACUGCAAGGCAAUGGUUCUCUAGAAACUGCAAAAUAAACUCUACUAGGUAUCUGCUUACAUUAUUAGCUUAUCACAUCCUGGAUUGUUCAUUUACUUGGGAUGGAGUAAGUUUGAUGAAGUUGCGACCAGGCUUUUCAGUGUCGGUGGGUCAUUAGAUCUUGUUUCGUGAUGCUCCUGCAAUGCAUCAAUUCUCUGUAAUGACAAACCA